CCCUGUCACGUGCUGGUUCCCUCUCACAGCCCACAGCCCGCAGCCAGCAGCUUCAGGAGACUUGCGUCUGGGACCCUCACACGCGCGUGGCUUCACAACUCGUGGACUCCACACUGAAAGCAGGGUGCUGUGCGGUCUGCCCGCGAGGCCAGGAAGUGUUCCUUAAAUACAACUAAGGAAUACAGGCAACAUGUUCUACACUCAUGUGCUUAUGAGUAAACGAGGGCCACUGGCCAAAAUAUGGCUUGCAGCUCACUGGGAGAAGAAGCUCACAAAGGCCCAUGUGUUUGAGUGUAAUCUAGAGAUAACUAUUCAAAAAAUUAUUUCACCUAAGGUGAAAAUUGCACUCCGAACUUCAGGACACCUUCUUCUGGGAGUCGUUCGAAUCUACAACAGGAAGGCAAAAUACCUUUUAGCAGAUUGCAGUGAAGCGUUUCUUAAAAUGAAGAUGACAUUUCGCCCAGGACUGGUUGACCUCCCCAAAGAGAAUUUUGAAGCAGCUUACAACACUAUCACAUUACCAGAAGAAUUUCAUGAUUUUGACAUCUACAAUACAAAUGAUAUUGAUAUUUCAGAGCCCCUUGCUCAGAACCAAAGUAGACCAGAGGAAAUCACACUUAGAGAAGAAUAUAGCACUGAUCUACUUUUCCAAACGGGGAGCUUUGGGGAUGAACCUGAACUCCUCAGAAGACAUAGCUUCUUUGAUGACAACAUAUUGAUGAACUCCAGUGGUCUUGUAGUUGAGCAUAGUUCUGGAAGCCUCACUGAGGAAAAAUCUUUGUUCUUUGACAAUGGAGAUGGAUUUGGAGACGAAGGGGCUGCAGGAGAAAUGAUUGACCAUCUAUUGCAAGAUGAGAAUACCUUUUUCGAAGACACAUACUUGAACAAAGAAGUUUUUCUGCCUCCUGAGGUUCCCAGUAGUGUGAUGGUAGAACCAGGUAAUUCAGAUGACCACUAUAUACCUGAAGAUGAAAAAAUAAAUGAAAUAACAUUAAUAUCAAAUGAAGAAGAAGGAUUUACUCUUGACCCAAUUGAUGGUUUAGAUAUUGCUGAUAGAAGGAAAAGGAAGAAGAGAAGGUUGCUCAUCGAUCCCGUCAAGGAGAUAAGCAGCAAGACUAUGCAUAAGCAGCUUACUUCCUUCAUGGACACUCUCAUGGUUCUGGACCUCGCGCCCCCCACGCAGAGACUCAUGAUGUGGAAGAAGAGGGGAGGAGUGGAGACGCUUCUGUCAACUGCUACCCAGGAUUUAAUCAAUGAAGACUUGAAAAUGUUGUUCGCAAAUUGCUUCCUGUCCUCGGACUAUAAACUUGCAAAGUUGACACUGAAGGAGUCAUUAAGGAAAGAAGUGGGAAACCAGCACAUUCUAGAUCCCUCAGUGGUCGAAGAGCCAAACUCCCACAGUGAGUUAGGUCAACCCCAAGAUGGGAAGGAUGUGACUGACGAAUCUAUGGGUAGCUUUCAGGAGAACAUCAACAGGAAUAUUAACUCUAAGCAGGACAUCCUCGAAAUGAUUUCUCCAGCUGCUGAAGGCUUUUCUUUGGUGAGUGCCUCCUCGGCCCAAGAAAAUCAUCCAGCUGAAUUGGAGUCAUCAGGCAGCAAGCAAAAUACUGAGGCAGAAAAAUGGAACCAAAGAUUAUUUCAAACAUUAAAUGAGUUACGGGAAUUCAACAAGAUGGGAAUGCAGUUCUUUAGUUUGAUAAAACUAUGCAGAAACAGUGACCGGAAACAGGCAGCUGCCAAAUUUUAUACUCUUCUCAUCCUGAAGAAGCAUCGGGCAAUCGAGCUGAGCCAGAGCGCUCCCUAUGCAGAUGUUAUAGCUACAGUGGGACCAAUGUUCCAUAAGCUAUGAAAGAGUCCACAGCACGCAGGUUCACACCGUCGCUCGCACUUCUGCAUAGACUCUUCAGUUUGAUGCAGAAGCCAUCUGGAAGCAGCUGAUGGCCAUCCAUUUCAUAGACAGGCUGGCCUCCCUUUUUCUAUCUGGAGGUCAGAACCAACACAGCCAGAGUUGGAAGCCUAUGUGGAGACAGGUAUUUUUUUUUAACCUAGCUGAUUUGAAUGUCUGUCAUUUAUUAUUGCCCUGAUCUGAAUGUUGCAUUUAGGUUGUGUGUAGGAUACAUUAUAAAAUACCUCCAGGAAACAUUCAAGGCUAUUUCUAAAACACUGCUUUACGUUGGGUUACUAAAGUUUGUGGGGCUAAUGAAUGGUUGAUAUUGUCUUACUUGUAGAUAUUAGUUUAUUUGAGCUACUUUGUAUCACUGAUAGUGCCUAAUUCCCUGGGUUUUAAUCUAAUACCCAAUUAUAAAGAGCCUCUUUGAAUAUAUACAUAUAUAUUUAACUAUAAGAUGCAAAUAGCAGAAUUAUUUUAAAUAUUUUUAUUUUUAAAUUAAUAAAAAUGUUUUUUUGAUUUUUGGUAUACAGAUUAAUAUAUAUAUUAAACACACAUAUCAUAAUCUAUACAUAGUCAUAUCAUCUUUUAAGAAAUUAUUUUGGUUUAUCACCUUGUGGAAGUUCCCCUGUUCUAUAGCUAGCUUCUAUUCUCCAUGACUAUACUUUUGUCUAGUUGGGAAUGUUAUAUAAAUGGAAUUAUAUAGCAUAUAACCUUCUGAAACUGGUUUCUUUGACUCAGUUGCAUUUCUUCAUAUGCAACCAAGUUCUUUCAUAUGUCGGUAUUUUGCUCCUAUCAAAGGCUGAUAGUAUUCUGUUGCCUGAUUUUAUCCAUUAAAAGACUUUAAAUAUUUCCAAUUUUAUUAUUACAGAGAUGCAAGCAUAUGUAGUUUUAUACAUAUAAGUGUUUAUUUCUGUAAGAAUAGCAUUUCUGAGUCAUAUAUAAAUGUAUAUUUAACUUUAUAACAAAUUAUUUGCCAGAGGUUAUACCACUUUGCAUUUAAUAAAAUAUAAGAGCUUCAAUUUA
Messenger RNA from Rattus norvegicus (Norway rat), 2914 nucleotides. The record is from RefSeq and is a predicted model, not a curated record. Lineage: Eukaryota; Metazoa; Chordata; Mammalia; Rodentia; Muridae.